Trifolium pratense (red clover) is the source of this 3235-nucleotide messenger RNA. Its product is annotated as MDIS1-interacting receptor like kinase 2-like. The transcript is spliced from 3 exons. The coding region runs from base 1 to 3120 and encodes 1039 amino acids. Gene Ontology annotation, cellular component: plasma membrane. NCBI's taxonomy places the organism in Eukaryota, Viridiplantae, Streptophyta, Magnoliopsida, Fabales, Fabaceae. The record is from RefSeq and is a predicted model, not a curated record. Gene Ontology annotation, molecular function: protein binding; protein kinase activity; ATP binding. Gene Ontology annotation, biological process: protein phosphorylation; hormone-mediated signaling pathway.
AUGGCACUCUACACCUUAAACAUAAUGUCCACAAAGCUUCUGUCUUUUCAUUUUAUUCUCAUCAUGUUUUUCAAUUCACUUUUAUGGCUUUCUACCCUCCAAGUUUAUGGCAUUUUCACUUUUGCUGCCACUAAUGCUACAAAAGUUCAAGGUAGUGAAGCAAUUGCUCUAUUAAAUUGGAAAACUAACCUUGACAAACAAAGCCAAGCUUCAUUGUCUUCUUGGUCCAUCAUUUCAAGUCCUUGCAAUUGGAAGGGGAUUGUUUGUGAUGAAAAAACCAAUUAUGUGACAAUUAUAAAUCUUGCAAACUUUGGUCUUAAAGGUACUCUUUUAAGUCUCAACUUCUCAUCCUUUCCUAUGCUUCAAACUUUGGAUAUAAGUUACAACUUUUUUCAUGGUACUAUUCCACAUCAAAUUGGUAACUUGCCCAAAAUUUCUAAACUAAAAAUGAGUCAUAAUCUUUUCAAUGGUUCCAUUCCACAAGAAAUAGGGACACUAAGGAAUCUAAGUCACCUUCAUAUUGCAAUAUGUAAACUCAUUGGUUCCAUUCCCUCAACAAUUGGAAUGUUGAUAAAUCUUGUUGAACUUGAUUUAUCAGCUAAUUAUCUCACCGGCAAAAUUCCUUCCAUAAAAAACUUGAUGAACUUACAACAACUUGUUCUAUACGGAAAUUCUCUUUCUGGACCGAUUCCUAUGGAUUUAGGCACAAUCUCUUCUCUUAGAACAAUUAAAUUGUUAAGCAACAAUUUUUCUGGUGAAAUUCCAUCCUCCAUAGGAAACUUGAAUAAUUUGAGGAAACUUCAGCUUAGUUAUAAUCAACUUUAUGGAUCAAUUCCUUCUACUAUAGGAAACUUGACAAAACUCAUUCAAUUAUCACUUUCUCAAAACCAAAUUUCUGGAUCAAUUCCAUCUUCAUUAGGAAACUUGAUCAAUCUAGAAAUGCUUAGUCUUUCAGAAAAUCAUCUUACUGGUCCUAUUCCUUCAACCUUUGGAAACUUGACCAAACUAACCUUUCUAUUACUUCACAUGAACAAACUUAAUGGUAGCAUUUCACAAGCAAUGAAAAACAUUACCAAUUUGAAAAGCUUACAAUUAAGUUCAAAUGAUUUCAUUGGCCAAUUGCCACAUCAAAUUUGCCUUGGUGGAUCACUAAGAAACUUUUCUGCUAAUGAGAAUCAUUUUAGUGGUUUAGUUCCGAUAACCUUGAAGAAUUGUUCAAGCCUUGUUAGACUCAACCUUGCAGAUAAUAUGUUAGUUGGAAAUAUUUCAGAUGAUUUUGGUGUAUAUCCAAAUUUGAGCUACAUUGAUUUGAGUCACAACUACUUUCAUGGCAAAAUUUUGCAAAGUUGGAGGAAAAGUCAUAAUCUAAUUGGCCUAAGGAUCUCAAAUAACAAUUUAUCAGGUACUAUACCUCCAGAACUAGGACAAGCCCCUAAGUUACAAUCACUUCAACUUUCUUCAAAUCACUUAACAGGAAAAAUUCCUAAAGAGCUUUGUAACUUGACUUCAUUGUAUGAACUCUCCAUUAGUAACAAUGAACUUUAUGGAAAAGUUCCUAUAGAAAUAGGAUUCAUGCAAGGACUUGGAAACUUGAAUCUUGCAGAAAAUAGUUUAAGUGGCUCAAUUCCAAAACAAAUUGGAAAGCUUCUCAAACUAGUUCAUUUGAAUUUGAGCAAUAAUAAGUUCAUGGAAGGAAUUCCACAUGAAUUUAACAGAUUGCAAUCUCUGGAAGAUCUUGAUCUUGGUGGAAAUUUGUUAAGUGGACAAAUACCCGAAGAAAUUGGAAAGUUGCAAAAGUUGAACACAUUGAACCUUUCUCACAAUAAUCUCUCUGGAAAUAUUCCAUCUAAUUUUAAAGAUAUGAUUAGCUUGACAAAUGUUAGCAUAUCUUAUAACCAAUUAGAGGGUCCAAUUCCAAACAAUCAAGUGUUUUCUAAGGCACCUUUUGAAGCAUUGAGAAACAAUAAAGGCUUGUGUGGUAAUUCUUCAAGCUUGGUUCCUUGUGUGGUAAGUCAUCACAAUACAAAAAGUAAACACAAAAGUGUGAUGAUAUUGAUACUAUUUAUAUUUCUUAUAGUCUUCUUGGUUGGUGGUUCUUUGUAUAUUCAUUGGAAAAAGGCAAGAAAACUUAAAAAGCAAGCUAGAGAAGAACAAGAACAAAAACAAAUUGAAGAUGUUUUUUCCAUAUGGAGUUAUGAUGGAAAAAUGGUUUAUGAAAAUAUCAUUGAAGCAACGGAGGAUUUUGAUGAGAAAUAUCUCAUUGGUGAAGGAGGUUCUGGUUUGGUUUACAAGGCUAAUUUAGCAUCUGGUCAAGUUGUUGCUGUGAAAAAACUUCAUGCUGAAGUUGAGAGUGAAAUGAACAAUUUCACGGCUUUUACUAAUGAGGUUAAAGCGUUGACGCAAAUCAAACAUCGUAACAUUGUGAAGUUGUAUGGAUUUUGUUCGCAUCCGCGCCACUCUUUUGUGGUUUAUGAGUUCUUAGAAGGAGGGAGUUUGGAUAAUGUGAUGAGACUUGAUACACAAGCAACAACAUUUGAUUGGAAAAAGAGAGUGAAUGUUGUUAAGGGUGUGACAAAUGCUCUUUACCAUAUGCAUCAUGGUUGCUCUCCUCCUAUUGUUCAUCGUGACAUAUCGAGCAAAAAUGUUCUUUUAGAUUUGGAUUGUGAAGCUUACAUCUCAGACUUUGGAACUGCUAAGAUUCUUAAUCUUGAUUCACAUAAUUCAACAACAUUUGCAGGCACUUAUGGAUAUGCAGCACCAGAGCUUGCAUAUACUCAUGAAGUGAAUGAGAAAUGUGAUGUGUUUAGUUUUGGAGUGCUAUGUUUGGAAAUAAUUAUAGGAAAGCAUCCAGGGGAUCUGAUUUCUACAUUGUUUUCAUCAUCUGAAGCACCAAAAGCAUAUAAUUUACUAUUGAAAGAUGUAUUAGACCAAAGACUUCCUCUUCCAGAAAAUUCAGUUGCUAAGGAUGUGAUCUUGAUUGCAAAAAUGGGAUUUGCUUGCUUGAGUGACAAUCCACAUUCUAGACCAACUAUGAAACAAGUUUAUAACAUGUUUGUGAUGCCAAAAUCACCAUCAAUGGAGACAUUCCGCAUCGUCACACUUGGUCAACUUUUAAAUUAGUGAACUUUGUUUUACUUGUAUUGCAAGUUUCACUGUUUUUUUUUUGUGCUACUAAUAAUGUGUUUGAGAUUCUGUCAUCUUUAUUAUCUUGUGUGCUAACUAUUAAGGGUGUAAG